Molecule: messenger RNA, 1179 nt
Organism: Clupea harengus (Atlantic herring)
Lineage: Eukaryota; Metazoa; Chordata; Actinopteri; Clupeiformes; Clupeidae
Product: GTPase IMAP family member 9-like
Exons: 3
Molecular function (GO): GTP binding
Source: RefSeq, a predicted model, not a curated record
AUGGACCUGUCCCUCCGGCUCACCCGCUGCACCUCCCAGGCCCUGGGGAGGGUCAUGGGUACCUCUGUGGCCACGCAGAGGUCCCUCUGGUUGUCACUGGCGAAGCUAAGCGACAGAGAGAAAGCGCCGCUGCUAGACUUCAGCGUCAAAGACGUCUUUGGAGAUGCGGUGGGCACGAUGACUUCAAAGUUCGAGGCUGAGCAGAGGAGCCGCGAGGCAUUCCAGGCCUGGAUGCCCCGCUCCAGUGGCUCAGAGCAGCAGUCCUCCUUGGGGCAGACGACCCCUUCGACCUGGGCAGAAGCGCAGCGGGUUCCGCUCCCCAGCACCCCUGGCCAAGAUCCAAGCGCGUCAGGGCUGGCAGGGACGCCCCUUCUGCCCCUCUGCUCAGUCGCAGCAGCAGCCAGCUACACGCCAUGGCUGCCAAAGAGAAAGGGGGGAGGUGGAUCCUCCGCCAUCACCAGGGAAAACCGCCCGCUGCUCACAUGCAACAUUCAUGUCAAGCACGCCCAGCCUGAGAGGCUGCGCGGAGAGUUGGCGCGCAUGCGCUUCGUCGCCAUGGUGUCUCCUCUAAAUGUCGUGAUGCUGGGUAAAACUGGUUCUGGAAAGAGUGCCUCAGGAAACACCAUCCUGGGGAGAAAAGCUUUUAAAGUGGAGAACUCACCAAAAUCUGUGACUGAAACCUGCAAUAAUCAAUGUACUAAAGUGGAUGGUAGACACAUUACACUGAUUGAUACACCAGGAUUAUUUGAUACAGAAAUGUCUCCAGAAGAGCUGAAGGGUGAGCUGGAGAAGUGUGUUGAGAUGUCUCUCCCUGGUCCUCAUGCCUUCCUGCUGGUGAUCAGAUUAGAUGUGAAGUUCACAGAGGAGGAGAGGAAUGCUGUGAAGUGGAUCGAGGAGAACUUUGGUGAGGGGGCGCUGAAGUACACUAUAGUGCUCUUCACUCAUGGGGAUGUGCUGGAGGGGAAACCAGUGAAGGAUUUCCUUCACAAAAGUCCUGCUCUCUUAUCUCUUACUGAACGUGUUUGCGGAUAUCACGUCUUCAACAAUGAGAGUAAAGACAGCUCUCAGCUCAGAGAGCUAAAGGAGAAAAUUGAGGCCAUGGUGGAGGAGAAUGGGGGAGAAAACUACACCAAUGAGAUGUACAAGGAGGCACAGAGAAAAAUAAGACAAAAGGAGGAG